Messenger RNA from Sinocyclocheilus grahami, 789 nucleotides. RefSeq names its product patatin-like phospholipase domain-containing protein 2. The transcript is spliced from 6 exons. NCBI's taxonomy places the organism in Eukaryota, Metazoa, Chordata, Actinopteri, Cypriniformes, Cyprinidae. The record is from RefSeq and is a predicted model, not a curated record. Bases 1 to 789 code for a protein of 262 amino acids.
AUGAAGAAUAUGUGGAAGCAGGUAUACAGAGAUGCUUUACACUUCCUCAAGAGAAACGGUCUGUUACAGUAUGGAGGUCCACACCGUAUGCUGGCCGUAGCUGAUGGAGGGGCUGAGGAAGAGUCUGACAGUGAGGAUGAUGAAGAGUCCGAGAGCAGAGAGGACAGAGAAACACUGGAUCACUCCAGCAUCGAGGAACACAUCUUUGAACACCUUCCUCCGAGAAGGUUGACUCUGUGUUGUUGUUCCUGUAGGGAGAGGCGGAGUCUGGUGCAGUCGCUAAGCAACAUGCUGCCAGUCAGAAUGGCAUCUGCCAUCCUGUUACCGUACACACUUCCUCUGGAAUCAGCUCCGUCACUGAGCAUCAGACUGUUGGAGUGGCUGCCAGACAUUCAGGAGGAUGUGGGCUGGAUGAAGGAGCAGAGAGAGAGAGAGAGAGAGAGAGAGAGAGAGACCGCACAAACACAGACUCGGAGAGGACAGUCUGACCAGAAGCUCAGUCUCCAACUUUUCAUAUCAGCUGGAAUUGAAACAUUCCCAGUCUGUCCCGGCCAGCUUCAGUGUGGCACGUCUGCUCCCGGGCUGGGUCUACGGGGGCAGCUCCACAGUCCUGGACGCAAUGCUGCGAUUGGACCGGUACCAGCGCUAACUCCUGCCAGGCUUUUUCUGUGUCAGUCUGGACCUCCGAGGGUCUUUCACCACCAGUUCGGCUCACCCCAGUGCCUCCAGCUCCCUGAGCCACCCAAGACGCAAUGGAGGGUCUUACCAUGCGUCCCAUCAGAGCCCUGA